This is a messenger RNA of Dufourea novaeangliae, 1836 nucleotides long. Its product is annotated as N-acetylgalactosaminyltransferase 6-like. Bases 1 to 1836 code for a protein of 611 amino acids. The record is from RefSeq and is a predicted model, not a curated record. The transcript is spliced from 2 exons. Gene Ontology annotation, cellular component: Golgi apparatus. NCBI's taxonomy places the organism in Eukaryota, Metazoa, Arthropoda, Insecta, Hymenoptera, Halictidae.
AUGAUGAAAAGAAAUGUGAUAAGCCUGAUAAAGUUUUUCUUCCUUGCGGCUUUCACCGUUUUUCUGACCGUUGUCAUAUUUCGUUACGUGAGGGCAUCACCUAACCAUGAAAUCGCAACGCCGGUGGCCGUGUUCGUCACCAUCACCAAUGACAGUCCGAAAAAUUCGAUCGAUUCCAGACAGACUUUCAACGAGCAUCUCUAUCAGGACGAGGAAGAGAAAGUUGAUUGGCAUGAUUAUAAUAAAAUUGCAGAAGAUACAAAAAGAAGUGGGACGGGUGAACAAGGAAAACCUGCAUUUCUCUCACCCUCUCUUGAUUUGCUGAAGGAUAAACUGUAUCAGGUAAAUGGCUUCAAUGCUGCACUCAGCGAUGAAAUUUCAAUGAAUCGCUCAAUACCUGACAUUAGGCAUCCAGAUUGUAAGAAGAAGAAAUACUUGAAGAACCUUGAUCCAGUUUCUGUGAUAGUCUCCUUCCACAAUGAACACUUCAGCACUUUAAUGCGUACUUGCUGGAGUGUCAUCAAUCGUUCACCCGAGUCUCUCCUUGAAGAGAUCAUAUUGGUUGACGAUGCUAGCACUAAGGUGGAAUUGAGUGAAAAAUUGGACAAUUAUGUUGCAGAACAUUUGCCCAAAGUGAAGAUUGUAAGGUUACCGAAGCGUUCUGGACUGAUUAAAGGUAGACUGGCUGGAGCAAAAAUUGCAAAAGCAAAAGUACUUGUAUUCUUAGAUUCUCAUAGCGAAGCCAAUGUCAAUUGGUUGCCACCAUUGCUAGAGCCUAUCGCACAAGACUACAAAACGUGUGUUUGUCCAUUUAUUGAUGUGAUUGCUUAUGAGACAUUUGAGUACAGAGCACAAGAUGAAGGAGCCAGAGGAGCUUUUGACUGGGAACUGUACUACAAACGAUUGCCAUUAUUGCCAGAGGAUCUUAAAAAGCCUACAGAGCCAUUUAAAAGUCCUGUCAUGGCUGGUGGGCUUUUUGCAAUCAGCGCAAAAUUCUUCUGGGAAUUAGGCGGAUAUGAUCAAGAAUUAGAGAUAUGGGGUGGUGAGCAGUAUGAAUUGUCAUUUAAAAUCUGGCAAUGUGGAGGCCAAAUGUAUGAUGCUCCCUGCUCGAGGGUGGGUCAUAUUUAUCGGAAAUUUCCUCCUUUCCCCAAUCCAGGCAAAGGAGACUUUUUGGGAAAGAAUUACAAAAGGGUAGCCGAAGUGUGGAUGGACGAGUAUGCUGAGUAUAUCUACAAAAGACGUCCGCAUUUAAGGUCACUGAAUCCUGGAAAUAUAACUGCACAACGGAACUUGAGGCAUAGAUUACACUGUAAACCAUUCAAGUGGUUUAUGGAGAAUAUAGCUUUUGAUCUUGUUGAUGUUUAUCCGCCUAUAGAACCCGAUGAUUUUGCAUCUGGAGAGAUUCGUAACAUGGGUGUGCCUGAAUUGUGUCUGGACACAAAGAGGAGAAAGAAAGAUGGACUUGCAGUAGUUGACGUCUGUAUGAAGGACAACCCAACAGCUGAUGGAGAACAGGAAUUCCGAUUAACUUGGCACAAAGAUAUCAGGCCUAAGGAACGCACUGAUUGUUUGGAUGUUUCCAGAGGGGAUACAAAGGCUGUUGUGACUUUGUAUCCCUGUCAUGGUGGCCAAGGAAAUCAGUUAUGGCGAUAUAAUGUCGAAAAACAAUGGUUGAUGCAUGGUUAUUCAUCCAGGUGUUUGGACACAGAUCCAGCGAGCAAACGAGUCUUUGUGACAAAUUGUGAUUCAGCUUCUGCUACACAAAAAUGGAGAAUUGAGAAAGUAAAUAUGAAGGCCAUUAAUAAUUGGGAUAACGUGGGACCCAAACGACAUUGA